Molecule: messenger RNA, 1151 nt
Organism: Nycticebus coucang (slow loris)
Lineage: Eukaryota; Metazoa; Chordata; Mammalia; Primates; Lorisidae
Product: ankyrin repeat domain-containing protein 26-like
Exons: 9
Coding region: 39-1010 (323 amino acids)
Source: RefSeq, a predicted model, not a curated record
CUUUAGAGCAGAGACUGACCGGACUGCAAUGUAAAACUAUGUCACUUCAACAACAGCUGGAUGAUGUUCACAAGGAUUCUGCAGAUAAAGAGAAGGCAAAACACAGCAGAGACAGCCCGUGUGCUGCAGUGGUGAAGGCUCUUGAAGUAGGGCAUGAAAGGUACAGUCUGCUUUUGGAAGAGGAAAACAAGAAGUUGCUUGAUGAAUGCAAUCACUUAAAAGAAAGGCAGUACCAAUAUAAAAAAGAGAAAGUGAAAAGAGAAGCAGUUUUGAGACAACUUCGCCAAGAACUGUGUGAUACCAUGCAAAAACUAUCCAGAUCGGAGACGUUACUAGAAACUACAUCACGUUGUCACAUUCAUUUAGAAGAUGAGACCCAACAUUCAAUGAGAAAAAUAAGUCAGAUGACAAACCAAUUUCAAGAAGUAGAGGAUCAACUCAAAGAGGAAGGACACCGUGCCGAGAAGAUGCUAGACCAAUGGAAAAAGAUCAAAAUGGCAAAUUCCAAAUUAAAACUUACUGUCAAAGACCAAGCCGAAAAACUCAACCAGUAUGAGAAAGACUUGUCAAGUGCAAGUUUCGUGCAGAAAUCUCUGGAAGAUCAGUUAGCAGAGACUAUAAAAUGUAAAAGGAUGAUGGAAGACCGCAUGCAAAGCCUUGAAAAAGAAAAUUCAAAAAUGAAAGUAAACUUUGGAAAGGCACUGGACUGCAUUGAGAAGUACGUGUCAUCUGCAAGUUCAACUGGAACAUCAUCUCAAGGAAAAUUAGAGCAUAUUGUUUCAGCAGGAGCUCAGAUGAAAUCCUGUAUUGCAUAUCUGGAAUCUGAAAUCUCUGUAACAGAAACUUCUCAAGAAGAAAUCAAUGAAACCACAUUUCGGAAAUACAAGCAACUCUAUCUAAAAGAAUUGAAAAUUAGAAAAUUGUCAUACAAAAAACUAAGAGAAAUUCAUCAGAAUCUAACAGAAGACACUGCUGAUUUGCUUGAUGAAAAAAAGAGUAACAGAUCUUGAUGUAUCACUCUUGCCAUAAGCUGCUUCUGAAUAUGCAUCUGGAUUCGACAUAUCUUCUCCUUUAAUCAUAUGAUGUGUUAAAUGUAAACCAAGUUCUAGUUGGAAAAGCACAUGAGAAUAUAUACAAAUUUUACAGAAAAA